AUGCAAGUAGCGCAGCAGCAGAGACCAGCCCAGCCGGGCUUAUCCUUCCAGGAAACACAACAUUACUAUCAGCAACAACCGCAACAGAUUGAAGGGCAAGCACAUGGGCUGCCAUGUCAAUUGCAACAGACUCAACCACGGACUUCACCCCAACCUUCACCGCAACAAAUCCAAGACUUGGAGCAGCACAUAAAGUCAGUCUACGGGUCUUAUGGAACGGUCUACGUGAACAUACUUCCCAUCCCUCAGCCGACUCCACAAGAGCCAGCGCCGGUAGCCAAAUCCGAGGACUUGGAUUUUGCGCCAAUGCCGACGCACUUUGAUGAUCUGCCUGAGAUCAACCUAGAGCCCUCCGUAGGCGACAACGGACUAGGAUUGGACUACGAGCUCGAGAUUCCGGAGAGCGACAUUGGCUACGAAUCCUCGUACUACUCAGAAGCACUGUCACCCGGUCGUUCUCCAUCUUCUUCACCUCGACACCAAGACAUCAGCACAUUCCUAGAUGGAUUCAACGCACGACUAUCUUAUCCAGCACAAGCCUCCCUCCUGCCCACCUCCCAGAGCAGCCCUGCCCUCGAUGCCUUCCUCUCAUCCCCAAGCAGACCUCCCCUAUCCCCCCGGGCGAUGUCAAUCACAGACAUAUCUCUCGACACCACAAUUGAAGACACCGGCAUCUCCCCCGAAGAAGUCCAGCAAUACAUCAGCGAGCAAAACACCGAGAACCACCGCUGGACAUGCCUCUUCCCCGAAUGCGGUAAGACAUUCGGCAGGCGCGAGAACAUCCGAUCCCACGUGCAGACCCAUCUCGGCGACCGCCAGUUCCGCUGCAACGGCUGCGGAAAGUGCUUCGUCCGCCAGCACGACCUCAAGCGCCACUCCAAGAUCCACACGGGCGACAAGCCGUACAAGUGCCCCUGCGGCGGCGGCUUCGCAAGACAAGACGCACUGACCCGACAUCGCCAGCGCGGGAUGUGUGUUGGUGGGUUCCCGAGCGCGGUUCGCCAGCCGGCACGACGGGGGCGGCCGAAAAAGAAGCGACCGGACUUGGAGGAGCGAGUCGACAAGGCGAACAAGGCGCGGAGAGCGCUCGCCUCGACCGCGUCCUCGUACAGCGAUUCUCCGAGCCCCGAGCAUGACUCGCCGGGCAAUAGCUCAGACUUUGAGCCCGCGCAGUAUGCAGACCCGCACUCGUUUGAGAUGCGAUCAGAUCCAUCGUGUGAUCCUUUUGGCUUCAACAACCAAACCUCCCCCUUCGCCUCCUCCCCGCCUAACAGCACUGCCAGCCUCGCCACAUCUAGCCCCUUCGACAUCGGCUUAGCAGGUGACACCCUCUUCCGGCUGACCGCGGAGGCCUUUGCCCAAACCCCGCCGACCUCUCCAAAGAACGCCGACGACGCAGAUGCCCAUUCUCCAGCAACAGACGCUAAAGACGACCACGCCACCGCCGACUACGCCCCCUUCAAAACCUCCCUGUCCUCUUCAAAACCGCCCUCAAACCCCUUCACCACGCCCCCCACCUCCCCCGCCUUCCACGCGGAGACAGACGCAGAGACCGACAUCUUCGCAGACUUCGACGUCGCGACCAGCGCGUCGGGCUCGUACGACACGUCGAGCUUCCCCAUGGACGACGGGCUGUUCGACGGCGCGGAUCUGCUGAGCUGCGCGACUGAUUUCCUGGGGAGUCCCGAGGGGGCGUAUUCGGCCGAGGAGGCCAUGGGGGCCGGGUUGGCGUGGAUUGACGCGUUGUGA
Messenger RNA from Coniosporium apollinis CBS 100218, 1749 nucleotides. RefSeq lists its product as uncharacterized. The transcript is spliced from 2 exons. The record is from RefSeq and is a predicted model, not a curated record. NCBI's taxonomy places the organism in Eukaryota, Fungi, Ascomycota, Dothideomycetes. Gene Ontology annotation, cellular component: nucleus. Gene Ontology annotation, biological process: regulation of transcription by RNA polymerase II. Gene Ontology annotation, molecular function: RNA polymerase II cis-regulatory region sequence-specific DNA binding; DNA-binding transcription factor activity, RNA polymerase II-specific. The coding region runs from base 1 to 1749 and encodes 582 amino acids.